GAAUUGACCGUUUCACCCUUCUCUCCGUCAUGUGUUCAAUACACGCGCUCCAAUCCUUGAUGAAGCCCCCGCUCCUCCUUCGCUUCAUUUCCUCGACUGCUCACUCCAUUCUGCUAAAUCCAAUCCCCAAGCCCCUCUGCUUCCAUUCCUCUCGGAGACUAGCUCGAGCAGUGAUCGCAAUGGCCGGGGCCAACUCUUCCGCCGGCUGUUCGUCGUCAGACCACGUUGCUGGAGCCUGGUACUCGGUGCCGGACCUCCGGCUUCGCGACCAUUACUUCACUGUUCCUCUAGACUAUUCUCUCGAUUGUAGUACUUGCCCUAAGAUCUCUAUUUUCGCUCGGGAGGUCGUUUCUGUUGGGAAAGAAGAGCAACCAUUGCCAUUUCUACUAUACCUACAAGGGGGACCUGGUUUUGAAUCACCACGACCAACAGAAGGCAGUGGGUGGAUAAGUAAAGCAUGUGAAGAAUAUCGUGUUGUGUUGUUGGAUCAGCGAGGAACAGGUUUAUCAACUCCAUUGACAGCAUCAUCGAUGAUGCAAAUGAAGUCUCCAGAGGAUUUGACAAACUACUUAAAACAUUUUCGAGCAGAUAAUAUUGUGAAUGAUGCCGAAUUUAUUCGAGUACACCUUGUUCCUGAUGCUGGACCUUGGACAAUUUUGGGGCAGAGCUUUGGUGGUUUUUGUGCGGUUACCUAUUUGAGUUUUGCACCAAAAGGAUUGAAACAAGUCCUUCUAACCGGGGGAAUUCCUCCAAUUGGAAGUGGCUGCACUGCUGAUACUGUCUAUAGUGUAUGCUUUGAACAGAUCUUUCGUCAGAAUGAAAAGUAUUACAAGAGAUUUCCUCAGGAUAUUGAAAUUGUUCGUGAAGUUGUUACCCACUUGGCAGAGCAUGAAGGAGGCGGGGUGCCUCUUCCAUCUGGGGGCAUAUUAACCCCAAGGGGUCUGCAGCUUCUUGGUCUUUCUUGUUUAGGCUCUAGUACCGGUUUUGAGCGAUUGCACUAUAUGCUUGAGAGGGUCUGGGAUCCUAUAAUCAUCCCAGGAGCACAAAAACAGAUCAGUUACUACUUCUUGACUGCUUAUGAGAGGUCUUUGGAUUUUGAUACAAAUCCACUCUUCGCUCUUCUGCAUGAGUCUAUAUACUGUCAGGGUGCUUCCUCACGCUGGUCUGCGCAUAGAAUCAGGGCUAAAGAUGAGGGGAAGUUUGAUGCAAUGAAGGCAGCAAAAGAAGGUCGUCCUGUGCUGUUCACAGGAGAGAUGAUAUUCCCAUGGAUGUUUGAGGAAAUUCAUGCCUUGAGGCCCUUCAAAGAUGCAGCUAAUCUGUUGGCUGAGAAGGAGGAUUGGCCUCCACUGUAUGACAUUGACUCCUUGAAUAAUAACAAGGUACCUGUUGCUGCUGCAGUUUAUUAUGAAGAUAUGUAUGUUAACUUCAAACUGGUUAUGGAAACAGCUUCUCAGAUAGCAGGCAUUAGAUUGUGGAUAACUAAUGAAUUCAUGCAUUCCGGUCUGCGUGAUGGAGGCAGUCAGGUUUUCGACCAUUUGAUGGGAAUGUUAAGUGGAAAGAAGCCUCUGUUUUGAUCUCCAUUGCAUUUGUUUCUGUUUUUCUGAGCUUUAGCCCACCCCACACAACACAACUUCCCUUCCCUAGUAAUAAGGCAACAGUAAUUCAACUUAUCUUGGGGUUCAGACUUCCAAUUGAGGUUUAUAUAUCAUGAAGAACUUUUUGUUAAAUAAUGCAUCUGUAACUUUAUUCUUUGAUGGGAUCAAUCUGAAAUAUUGAAUUAGAAAUUCUGUACUCUGAA
Molecule: messenger RNA, 1798 nt
Organism: Vitis riparia (riverbank grape)
Lineage: Eukaryota; Viridiplantae; Streptophyta; Magnoliopsida; Vitales; Vitaceae
Product: proline iminopeptidase
Exons: 10
Coding region: 30-1574 (514 amino acids)
Biological process (GO): proteolysis
Molecular function (GO): peptidase activity
Source: RefSeq, a predicted model, not a curated record